Homalodisca vitripennis (glassy-winged sharpshooter) is the source of this 2492-nucleotide messenger RNA. RefSeq names its product prolyl endopeptidase. Gene Ontology annotation, molecular function: oligopeptidase activity; serine-type endopeptidase activity. Lineage: Eukaryota; Metazoa; Arthropoda; Insecta; Hemiptera; Cicadellidae. The record is from RefSeq and is a predicted model, not a curated record. Bases 27 to 2411 code for a protein of 794 amino acids. The transcript has 16 exons. Gene Ontology annotation, biological process: proteolysis. Gene Ontology annotation, cellular component: cytosol.
CUCAUAUGUGGAUUUAAAUUUGUGAAAUGUUUAUUAUUUUUAAGCUAAUAAUCAAUUAUCAAAAUAGGAAGAGUUUCACUAUCAUAAAACGACCUAGAGUCUUAGACACGUUUAAAAUUAUCUGCUUCCAAUCUAUAAAAUUGAGGUCGUGUCAUAGUUUUAAUUGUAAUGGAAGCAGAUUGAGUAAAGUUUAUUCAGUGCCUUGUAAUAAUUUGUUGUUUAACAACGUUAUCAGGAAGCAUAUGCACACAGGGUCUGAAACUCGUCUUCUUUCACACGAAAGCAUGAAGUUUGAGUAUCCUAAUGCAAGAAGAGAUGAGAGUGUUGUAGAUGUUUAUCAUGGAGUCAAGAUCGAAGAUCCUUACAGGUGGUUGGAGGACCCAGAAAGUGAGGAAACUAAACAGUUUGUUGAUGCACAAAACGCUAUAACACAGCCUUUCCUUAAUAAAUGUGAAUAUCGCAGUAAGAUUAACGAAUACCUCACAAAAUAUUGGAACUACCCAAAAUACUCUUGCCCUUACAGACAUGGGAGUAAAUACUUUUUUUACAUGAACUCCGGUUUACAAAAUCAAAGUGUCCUCUAUGUGCAAGAGUCUCUAGAAGGAGAGCCAAAAGUGUUUUUGGAUCCAAACUCCCUUUCGGCUGAUGGAACAAUCGCUUUGUCAGGGAAAGCCUUUUCUGACGAUGACAAAAUACUGGCCUACGGACUAAGUCAGUGUGGGUCAGAUUGGAUAACAAUCCACUUCAAGAAUGUGGAUACUGGUGAAGACUUUCCUGAAGUGCUGGAGAAGGUGAAGUGCUCCAGCAUGUCUUGGACUCAUGACAACAAGGGGAUAUUUUAUGGUAGAUAUCCUGACCAAGUGGGAAAGAUUGUGGGCUCAGAGACUGAGAGCAGCAAGAACCAGAAGCUGUACUACCAUGCCUUAGGCACCUCUCAGUCUGAGGAUGUCCUGGUCGCUGAGUUUCCUGAGGAACCAUCCAUUAUCAUUGGUGCUGAAGUGAGUGACUGUGGGAGAUGGUUAUUCAUCACUCCAAGGAAGGACUGUAAGGACAAUCUUCUAUAUUUUGCAGACCUUCAUUCCUUACCUGAAGGAAAAAUCACUGGGAAACUAGAAUUAGUACCUGUGGUUACAAAAUUUGAAGCUGACUUUGAAUACAUCACCAAUGAAGGAGCCAUGUGUGUGUUCCGCACCAAUAAAGAUGCGCCCAAUUACCGCCUGAUCAAGAUAGAUAUGGGGAACCCAGCGCAGAAAGACUGGGAGACAGUAGUGCCACAACAUGCCAAUGAUGUGCUUGACUGGGCUAGUGGAGCAUGCGAUGACAAACUUGUUCUCUGCUACAUACACGAUGUUAAGAACAUCCUUCAAGUACAUGAUCUCAGGUCCGGGAAGCUGUUGAAAACACUUCCAUUAGACAUGGGUACAAUAACUGGAUAUUCAGGACGGACCAAGUAUCCAGAGAUCUUCUAUCAGUUCACUUCCUUCCUGAGUCCGGGAGUCAUUUACCGAUGUGACCUCUCUAAAAGUGAAUUUGUGCCUUCUGUAUUUAGAGAAAUGAAGGUGGCUGGGUUCAACCCAUCCCAAUACGAGACCAGGCAGGUAUUCUACAACAGCAGGGAUGGAACCAAAGUGCCCAUGUUCAUUGUCCACAGGAAGGGUAUUGUGAAGGAUGGGAAGAAUCCUGUGCUGCUCUACGGGUAUGGAGGAUUCAAUGUCAGUCUUCAGCCGUCCUUCAGUGUGACCAGAUUGGUGUUCAUCCAUCAUCUCAAUGGUGUGCUAGCUGUGCCAAAUCUUAGGGGUGGAGGGGAGUAUGGAGAGAAAUGGCAUGACUCUGGACGGUUGUUUAACAAGCAGAACGUGUUUGAUGACUUCCAUGCAGCUGCAGAGUUCCUGAUUAAAGACGGCUACACCAGCAGCGAGCACCUGUCCAUCCAGGGUGGCUCUAACGGGGGCUUGCUAGUGGCUGCCUGCAUCAACCAGCGGCCAGAUCUGUACAAAGCUGCUGUGGCCCAAGUGGGGGUGCUGGACAUGCUGCGGUUCCACAAAUUCACCAUAGGCUGUCUGUGGGUAUCCGACUACGGCAGUUCUGAUGAUCCCAAACACUUCAACUAUUUGCUCAAGUACUCUCCCCUCCACAACAUCAAGGAGCCAGAAGGGGAUGCUCAGUACCCUGCCACUCUGCUGAUGACAGCUGACCACGAUGACCGGGUUGUGCCCCUCCACUCGCUCAAGUUUGUGGCCACCCUCCAACACGCCCUUAAAAACAGUAACAAACAGACAAAUCCCAUAUUGAUUCGUGUUGAAACAAAAGCUGGCCAUGGAAAUGGAAAACCUACAGCCAAAGUUAUUGAAGAAAGUACAGAUGUGUUAUGCUUCCUACAGUUAACUCUGGGAUUGAAAUUUAAGGACUAAUUGAAUUCCAGUUAACACACACUAACUGUCUUACUCACUAUCUUCUGUAUAUGCUUUAAUAAAAAAAUUUGUAAUGUCCAA